AUGGUAGCUUCGGAUCCUCUUCUCGUCUCUAUUUUUCCAAUAACCUUUUGUUCCCUUUUUCCUGUCUCAUUGCGGCCAAACAUGGAAUGGAUGUGCUGCUCCGCGCGAGGGCACCUUCAUCUGCCUGGAUUCCCAUGGCUUGAACCCUCCUCGGCUAUCUUUCCUGUUUGUGUUGCCGUGCCUCAGUGCCUCAGGGUAACCGUAGCUAAGGUAGGUAUUGGAUGGGGAUGGAGGUCCAAAGUAGUCUCCAUUCAUGGAUGUCACCAAGCCCAGCAUCGGCCCCAUCCGGGAGAUGAUGGGACGAGAGACGAGACGUGGAUGCGCACACUGCACUGCACUGCACUAACCACACGAGAUAGAAAACCACCAUCAGCGCUUGCUUCACAUCACCUCCAGCUUUGCUCGAUCUUGACAAAUCCCUGUCAGCUGUGCCUCUACUCGAUCUUGUACAGCCUCCAUCAGGAAGAAGAACUUUCAAGCAUCGAUUCCCACCUCAGCCGGCGCCAUUGCUACUUUAUUUCGCUCGCAUCACUUUGCCCUUCGCUUCACCGCUCGAACCGAUUCAGACUCAUACCUCGACGGUUCCCAUGUUUCUCCACUCUUGGGCACCCUUGUUGUUGUGGCCAAGCACCCAAGAUGCCGGACCGCAUGGAUGGCCCGCCAUUCACAUUUACGAAUACUCCGUACAAAAGCGUCCCUCCAUCCUCGCCAAACCCCCCUCACCAACCCUGA
This is a messenger RNA of Colletotrichum tamarilloi, 732 nucleotides long. RefSeq lists its product as uncharacterized. Lineage: Eukaryota; Fungi; Ascomycota; Sordariomycetes; Glomerellales; Glomerellaceae. The coding region runs from base 1 to 732 and encodes 243 amino acids. The record is from RefSeq and is a predicted model, not a curated record. The transcript has a single exon.